GUUGCUCUUCGGCAUAUAAGAAGGCGUUUCUUUUAGUAGAUGCGCACUUACAGGCACUGACAUUUUAGUGUAAGACUCACGAGUGGAUAUAUGGAAGUGCCUGCACGUUUCCUCCGCUAACAUUUUCUAAUUGUGCAAUUUGAAUGCCUUGAGAGGAUACCUUCAUAACCUUAAUUUAAAGACAAUUAGAAGAUGGCUAACAAGGCAGAGUCCACAAUGAGCACUACCACUAGUGAGAGUGUGUCCCACAGUGUGCUGAGCUGGGACCAGGUGAGCCGUCUCAAUGAGGUCCUGACAGCAGUGGUGCCGGUCCAUGGCCGAGGUAACUUCCCAACCCUGGAGGUGCGGCUGAAAGACAUUGUUCAGAUGGUGCGCACCCGUCUGGAGUUAAGGGGAAUUAAAGUGAAAGAUGUUCGUCUGAACGGCUCUACAGCCAGCCACGUGCUGGUGCAGGACAUUGGCUGGAGCUACAAGGACCUGGACAUCAUCUUCAGGGUGGACCUGCCCCAGGAGUCAGGGUUCCAGUUGGUCAAAGAUGUGGUGCUGGGCACUCUGCUGGACUUCCUCCCUGAGGGGGUGAACAAGGAGAAGAUCACUCCCAUGACCCUAAAGGAGGUCUAUGUUCAGAAGCUGGUCAAGGUGUAUACAGAGCAGGACCGCUGGAGCCUCAUCUCCCUCUCCAACAACAACGGGCGCAACGUGGAGCUGAAGUUUGUGGACUCUAUCCGCCGGCAGUUUGAGUUCAGUGUGGACUCAUUCCAGAUCGUGCUGGACUCGCUGCUCUCCUUUUACGACUUCUCGCCAGAGAACCCUAUGUCUAGCCACUUCCACCCCACCGUGGUGGGUGAGAGCGUGUAUGGAGACUUUGGCGCGUCUCUGGACCACCUCAUGAACAAACUGAUCGCCACCAAGCGGCCGGAGGAGAUCCGUGGCGGCGGCCUUCUCAAGUACUGCAACCUACUGGUAAGAGACUUCCGGCCCACCUCGGAGGAGGAGUUCAAGGGCCUGGAGCGUUAUAUGUGCUCCCGCUUCUUCAUCGACUUCCCCGACAUUGGUGAGCAGCAACGGAAGCUGGAGGCCUACCUGCAGAGCCACUUUGUGGGUGAGGAGAAGAGCAAGUAUGACUACCUCAUGAUCCUGCGGCGCGUGGUCAACGAGAGCACGGUGUGCCUCAUGGGUCACGAGAGGCGGCAGACCCUCAACCUCAUCUCGCUGACGGCCUUCAGGGUGCUGGCUGAGCAGAACGCCAUCCCAGACGCCUCCAGUGUCACCUGCUACUACCAGCCGGCGCCCUACGUCCGAGACCACAACUUCAGCAACUACUACGUUGCCUCGUGUAACCAGAAUAUUCCAACAUGGCUGCCAUGUAACUGAGAGACCCAUAUAACACGAAGAAUGCUGCUUUGAGAAAGGAGAAAAAAGUCAGAUGUGCCAAAAAAAUAGAAAUUAGGCCAUAACUGGCAUUUCGCUCUGUAGUCAUAAAGGAUAUAUUUAAAUGGCCAAGUGUUUUGAUUUUGGUCUCCUUUCUCAUUCCUUAUCUACAGAGGUGUCAAGAUCAUUGGAUCCAAAGUGAUAUUUUUUUGCCUUUUCUCAGAUUGUAAUGUUUUUGUUUGUUUCCCUUAAUGAGAAGAUUGGUUUCAAAUUAACGUCCUGAUUCAAGAAUGAGUUCUACUUGGUGCCCACAUGUUAAGUGUAUUUGGUCCAUCUUCAAAGAAAGGGAAACAAAUAUUUAGAAGUUUAUUUGGGUUUUGCUCCUGUGUGUAUUGAAGAAAGAAAAAACGCAGAAAAUUGUUGUU
This is a messenger RNA of Salvelinus sp. IW2-2015, 1796 nucleotides long. Its product is annotated as terminal nucleotidyltransferase 5C. Gene Ontology annotation, biological process: mRNA stabilization. Gene Ontology annotation, molecular function: poly(A) RNA polymerase activity; RNA binding. The record is from RefSeq and is a predicted model, not a curated record. Lineage: Eukaryota; Metazoa; Chordata; Actinopteri; Salmoniformes; Salmonidae.